CAGCGGCUUCUUCCAAUCCACGAGUGUCAUGUCUCACGACGAAUUUGAACAUUACGACUUUUCAGAAUUCACCGAUGAGGAGCUUGCAUGUUUCGAUGUACAUGUCACGACAACCCUGCAGCAGAAGGUGCCCGAUGUUAGUCAAUCGCAGCAAGUUAUUUCGGCGGGCCCCAGGAAAGCUGGUCUCAGUGGCUUUGGUGGUGGACCUGCGCUUGAUAUCGGUUUUGAGUCGAGUAUGACUAACACGAAUCGUAUUGAGGAAACUCCAAAAAUUGCUGUCAAUACGAGAAAGCGUCAUAUCUCGGCUAGCAUAAAGCCCUUGCAGCGUACCGCCACACUCGAUUCUGGAAUGCGUCCGCGAAAACAGGUGAGAAGUCCCUACGAGCAGUUUUGCUCUUGGAAGAAGGGAUUCUCGGUGACAGACCUUGUCUCACCUGUUUGGUGUGAAGUACAAUAUGAGUAUGGGCUGUAUGGAGAGCGUAACAAACCCAUCGAAAGGCGACCGUCUUCCUUCACGUCAAGAGACGGUAAACAAAUUCAGGUUCAUCAAAAUGUGGCACAACAAAACGAUAGGACACUCAAGAGAGGAGCCUCUAUUCACAAAGCUCUGGAACUGGAAGUGCGGCCGGAAAAAGUUCCCAUCCGCAUAUCGACUAAUGGGGAGCGUUGGGCUUUACGUCUUUUCAAUCUCACUGCUGGCUUAGAACAACUAAUUCAUGAGGGUCUAACGCGGGAACUCCCAGUUUUCGGAAUUACGCAUGGACAAGUCAUCUUCGGAAUAAUUGAUGAAGUGACUCGGCGUGUUCCAUCAGAAGUAAACGAACUUUACAACCCUGUCAAACGUAGUUUGGUCUCUUCCGAAUCAUCUCCCGUCAAGAAGAAGCCGCGUCGGUCGCCGUCCCCAUCACAAAAUGAUAUACGUGCUUUUUGUUCUACUUCCGAGGAGACCAGGGCAGCGGAUCAGCUCCCAACCGAGGAGGAAGUUCAUGACAAUUCUGUGGCGGGAACUUCGGUCCCAAGGCCCGUUCACCCACAACUCACAUUCUACGAUUUGACACUCGUCGACUACAAGACUCGUCGCGCACCAUCACUGCCCUCAGACGAGGAUACGGUGUCAUCACAGAUGCAACUUAUGCUUUAUCAUCGCCUGCUCUCUCCACUCCUCUCACCGGAAACCUUCGAUUUCGAUUUACUAUGGGCAAAGCAGGGCAUCAAUCCGCAUCAAUCAUUUUCCAGACAAUUUGUAGAAGACAUCGGUUUGCUAACAAGAGAUGAAAGCGACUUUCAUAUAGAUCUGACCUCCAUGGUUGCCGCAUGGGUCUCUGUCGUUCACUCGGCUCGGAUGAGUGGUGAACAACUGAGAGGCAUCCAUUCCGAGCUACAAAUUAUCUACCGGAAAGCUGGGGUCGAGAAGGACUCGGUUCAUGGACGGAAGGCGAAAACCGAAGAAAAAGCAGUCGAUAAUUCCCCGGAAGCGCUUGCCCUUCAAGAGGAACUGGAUAUAGCUCGUGCUAUAGAAGAGAGUUUGCGCCCGCUUGAUCAGGAUACCGGAGAGGCCAGUACUUCUCAGGCUGCGGUCCAAUAUGCUGCGCAAACCGAAAUUGCGAUUGAUGCGGUUGUUGACAUUACUAGCCCUGCUCAGGAAGAUCCUGAGCUGAUGCAGGUAGUGCAAGAUUUAUUGCCUGCAGGCGCCCGCGGCGUGCCCGACUCCAAUCCACAGUCUAUUGUUGCGAAAGAACACGAAGCGACGGUUGAUAAGUUAACUAAUUUAGAAGAAAACAGGACUCAUCCUGAUGGAAAUGGUGACCCUCCAGAUGAGGAAGAUACCUCUGGCAUUUCGACGAUAUUGGGUUCCAAGAAGUUCUUCAUGGAUGACGAUCGGCUCGAUGCGCAUCUCAAAGAUAUUCUUCAAUGGUGGUUUGGCAUUCGCCCUCCCAGGGGUGUUGAACUCGCACAGUCCAGUCGGUGUUUCAGUUGCGAAUAUCAAAAUAGUUGCGAAUGGAGAGCACAAAAAGCUAAUGAGACUACUAGUGUUGCUCUCGGAAAGCGUAAGGAAAUCGCGAUAUAAUUUUACAUAAAAGUAGCCAAACUCGUUGGUGAUAACCCGAAGCAAGAGAAGGACUGUAUCAAACGGAAUGGGGCGGAAUAAUGUAAACUACUGGUGUAUUUGAUUUCGUGUAUCUAAGGAAGGCUACUUUGGUUGAACGGUC
Molecule: messenger RNA, 2210 nt
Organism: Suillus clintonianus
Lineage: Eukaryota; Fungi; Basidiomycota; Agaricomycetes; Boletales; Suillaceae
Product: exonuclease V a 5' deoxyribonuclease-domain-containing protein
Exons: 8
Coding region: 29-2068 (679 amino acids)
Biological process (GO): interstrand cross-link repair
Cellular component (GO): nucleus; mitochondrion
Molecular function (GO): single-stranded DNA 5'-3' DNA exonuclease activity
Source: RefSeq, a predicted model, not a curated record